CCGGAGGCUGCCGAGAUGUGGGGCAGCUCCUGUGGUGUCUGGAAGAGGAGGUUCAGUGGCUAUGGUCCCUGGGAGGCUGCGGAGAGCUGCGUGGUUGGCACCUCUGCCAGCACCUACCGCCGGCUGCAGGAGAGCCCGGAGCAGCCCCGGGGGGCGGCGCUGAGCAGCUGGGGACCCCCCCCGCGGGCAGCCCUGUCCUCCAGCCGCCCUCCGGCAAGCGAGCACCUGCCCAGGUGCGAGUCGGAGGACUCCGGGGUGGAGAUGCCCAGCAACGAGCCCUCGCCCCUCACCCCCCUGGGCACCCACGGCAGCUUCUCCCUCCCCAGAAAACCUCCCCCCGUGGGUGGUCCUGGCACAGACCCCCCCCGGCCCCAGCACAGCCGCUCGGCCAGCAAGAAACUGGCGCAGGCUGCGCAGCGGAGCAGGAGGCAGCGGGCACCGGGGCGAUGCCCGCGGCAGCUUGGCAGGCACAGCGGCGGCGCGGCCAGCCUGUGGGCACAGCUGGCACGGGAAUCCCGGGAGCAAGAGGAGCCCAAGGUGGAAAAUCCUGAUGGAGAGGCUGUGCCCGCGGUGAUGCUGCCAGUGCCAGGGCAGGGCCUGCAGUACCUGGAACACGUCUGCCAGCUGCUGGAGCACCUGGCACGGCUGCAGCAGGACAACCUUCUGCUGAGGCAGCAGGUGGCACAGGCUGGGCACAGCCACCCUGACACUACGCCCACCCAGCCCCCAGGCUGGAGGGGGCAGCGGUUCCGGCCACGCUCCUGCUCCGACAGCCAGACCCCAGGACGGGCGCUGGGGCAGGGUGAAGCUGCUGCUCACUCGCCUCGCACACCGCUCGCUGCGGGGGGGGCGCUGCAGGUAGGGGCUGGGGGCACCUUCCCCAGACCCCUACCCACCCCCUUCCCCCCCCUCGGAUGGAUGAAGAACGCUGCACCUGUUACGUCACACCCCACCCGAUGACGUCACGCCUGCCCGGUGCCCUGCUCGGUGCCACUCAUUCACCCUGCCCCCCCCCCCCCCCCCCAGCACAUCCUCAUUUUUGCACCCAAUAAAGACUUGGCACCACCAGAGCUGAGGUUAGCUGAGGUCAGGGGCAGCCGCCUGCUGACGUCACUCCUCUCGCACCCCUGGGUGACGUCACCGCAUCGCUGCCCAUGGCUUUGCCCCUCCCCC
Molecule: messenger RNA, 1173 nt
Organism: Pogoniulus pusillus (Red-fronted tinkerbird)
Lineage: Eukaryota; Metazoa; Chordata; Aves; Piciformes; Lybiidae
Gene: C42H8orf58
Product: chromosome 42 C8orf58 homolog
Exons: 5
Coding region: 16-960 (314 amino acids)
Source: RefSeq, a predicted model, not a curated record